AAAGUGUGGGACUAGUUCCGUUGAAUCUCUUUGAAAGGACCUCCCUUUCCAUUUCCAUCCCACACUUCCUUCUCUCUGCAAAUUUGUAGCUGAACCCGAUGGCAGUCAACGUAAAGAAUCAAACUUAAUGGCUACCGAAUGAAUGUACUACAAAAGCUAACUUUGUACUACUGCUUUGCAGUACAGGCAAAGGGUCUUGAAAGUCUUUAAACUCCUUUUGGUGGGGGUUAGUAAACCGUGGGUCGCUUUAAUACAAUACUCUGCAAAUCGUGCCAAAUCCAAAAGUCUCGAAUUGCUGAUUUUGAGAUACCCGUUCUGAAGAUUGUUAGGGUCUUGUUUCAGAUGCGGAAUUCAAUGCUCUUUGUGAUUUUGAUCUUCGCAUUGAAUUAACUUUAUUUAUCGUUUUGGCUUUUUACGAAGCGUGUGGUUCGCUCGUGGUCCUUUUAGAGGUGUUUAUUUACUGCUGCCUCGACCAUUGAACUGAAAUACUCAAAACUUAGAUUUUUUGGAUAUUUUCUUCAUUGUAUUUGGAGCUUUCUGCAGGUCAACUCGAGGAAGGACACUCUUAAGUUAAUAUGAAACAAGUUUGCUGAGCUGAACUUUGGGAAGAAGAAGAACAAGCUGAUCAUCAAGACUAGCAAGCCAAGAACCAGAUUUUAUUAAUGGGGAACAUGAACAUAGAGGAGAUGAAAGAAAUUGAAAGGGUUGAGAGAGAUGAUUUAGAAGAGAGGAUUGAUGAGCAAGAAGAGUUGAAGAGAAUUGCACCUUGGACGAAACACAUAACAAUUAGAGGACUCAUUGCUAGCCUUCUUAUUGGUAUCAUAUACAGUGUGAUAGUGAUGAAGCUCAAUCUCACAACUGGGCUAGUUCCGAACCUUAAUGUCUCGGCCGCUCUGCUUGCCUUUGUAUUGGUCAGGUCAUGGACAAAGUUGCUGCAAAAGGUUGGAUUUGUUUCAACUCCAUUUACUAGACAAGAGAAUACUAUCAUUCAGACCUCUGCAGUUGCUUGUUAUAGUAUUGCUGUUGGAGGUGGUUUUGGAUCUUAUCUGUUGGGUUUAAACAGGAAGACAUAUGAACAAGCAGGAGUUGAUGCCGUAGGUAAUAAUCCUGGGAGCAUUAAGGAACCUGGGAUCGGUUGGAUGACUGGGUUUCUCUUUGUGAGCUGCUUUGUUGGGCUUCUGGCAUUGGUUCCUCUAAGAAAGAUUAUGAUAAUUGACUACAAAUUAGCUUACCCAAGUGGAACUGCUACAGCUGUUUUGAUUAAUGGGUUUCAUACCCCCAAAGGAGACAAAAAUGCUAAGAAGCAGGUUCAUGGGUUUCUGAAAUUCUUUUCAUUUAGUUUCCUCUGGGCUUUCUUCCAAUGGUUCUAUGCAGGUGGAGAUUCAUGUGGAUUUUCUCAGUUUCCCACAUUUGGCUUGAAAGCCUGGAAAAACUCAUUUUACUUUGAUUUCAGUAUGACUUACAUAGGAGCAGGAAUGAUCUGUCCACAUCUAGUAAACAUAUCUUUGCUCCUUGGUGCGGUGCUUUCUUGGGGAGUAAUGUGGCCACUGAUCGGUGGGCUCAAGGGAGAGUGGUUCCCUGCAACAUUACCUGAAAGCAGCAUGAAGAGUCUAAAUGGUUACAAGGUUUUUAUUUCUAUUGCUUUGAUCCUGGGGGAUGGACUCUAUAAUUUUCUGAAGAUACUGUUCUUCACUGCCAGAAACAUUCACGCUAAAGUGAAAAAUAGCAACCGUAAAACAUCUCCCGAUAACCAGAAACAGCUCCCAAAUGAUCUUCAUCGAAAUGAACUAUUCAAUAGAGAGAGCAUUCCUAUUUGGGUAGCAUGUGCAGGAUACACCUUUUUUUCUGUCAUUUCCGUCAUUGUAAUCCCUCAGAUGUUCCCCGAGCUGAAAUGGUAUUACGUAGUUGUUGCUUACAUUCUUGCACCCUCUUUGAGCUUCUGCAAUGCUUAUGGUGCUGGUCUGACUGACAUGAACAUGGCCUAUAAUUACGGAAAAGUAGCCCUCUUCGUGCUUGCUGCCUUGUCCGGAAAGGAAAAUGGUGUGGUUGCUGGACUCGUGGGCUGUGGUCUUAUUAAAUCCAUUGUUUCAAUCUCAUCUGAUUUGAUGCAUGAUUUCAAGACCGGUCACCUAACUCUCACUUCUCCAAGAUCCAUGCUUCUCAGCCAGGCUAUAGGGACAGCCAUCGGCUGCAUUGUAGCUCCUCUUACAUUCUUUCUCUUCUAUAAAGCUUUUGAUCUGGGGAACCCUGAUGGUGAAUACAAAGCCCCAUAUGCUCUCAUUUAUCGAAAUAUGGCAAUUCUUGGUGUUCAAGGCUUCUCUGCCCUUCCCCAGUAUUGUUUGCAGCUCUGCUAUGGGUUUUUUUCCUUUGCGAUAGCAGCCAACUUGUUGAGAGAUUUUACUCCCAAGAAUAUUGGGAAAUGGAUUCCCAUUCCAAUGGCGAUGGCUGUGCCUUUCCUUGUUGGUGCUUAUUUUGCAAUUGAUAUGUGUGUGGGGAGUUUGGCUGUUUUCGCAUGGCACAAGCUAAAUCGAAAGAAGGCCAGUUUGAUGGUUCCUGCUGUCGCUUCUGGCUUGAUAUGCGGAGAUGGGCUGUGGCUUCUUCCUUCAUCGAUCCUUGCUUUGUUUAAGGCUCGUCCUCCAAUCUGCAUGACAUUCUUGGCAACAACAUAGACUAUGUUAAUAACACAGAGAGAGAUAAGAGAGUUCGCAGGCCUAUUUAGUUACAUUUUACAAAAACUAACUUUGUUGUAGUUGGAAACAAAAAAAAAAAAAAAAUAGAAUUCUGACCAGUAUAGUGUUCGAUAGACGAUAGACAAUCUGUGUCUUCUAGUAAUAGGUAAAAGACAACAUUUUAGAUAUGUAUCUAUGCUGUUCUAAAGUAACACACCUUAUAUUAUAUGAGCUUGAAGCCUCAGGAAAAGAGUUAGUUCUUAUGCAUAUCAGUGUAUGUAAAAACUUGUAACAAAAUCCAGCUUAGCUGAAGAAUAAAGAGCUAUUCAAUAAAGGGUUCCGAAUUCAAGCAAAGCAA
Molecule: messenger RNA, 3027 nt
Organism: Gossypium raimondii (Peruvian cotton)
Lineage: Eukaryota; Viridiplantae; Streptophyta; Magnoliopsida; Malvales; Malvaceae
Product: metal-nicotianamine transporter YSL3
Exons: 9
Coding region: 663-2669 (668 amino acids)
Biological process (GO): response to iron ion; seed development
Cellular component (GO): plasma membrane
Molecular function (GO): iron-nicotianamine transmembrane transporter activity; oligopeptide transmembrane transporter activity
Source: RefSeq, a predicted model, not a curated record